AUGUCGGCUUUCUCUAUUUGUCCAACGGCUGUCUGGUCAUUAAGUGGGACGACAGUAACUGGUUCCACAGGGAUACGACUUAAAACCCCAAUUGCUAUUAUUGUCGACAACAACAGUAAUAUUUAUGCGGCUGAUAAUACAAAUUAUCGUGUGUUACAAUUUCCGGCAAAUUCAACUAAAGGUACAUUAAAAAUCAACGGUAGCUUUGGUACUGGAUUGAACCAAUUCUCGUCGAUGACUGAUAUGGGUAUGGAUGCCAAUGGUAAUAUCUAUAUACUAGAUGGAACUUUAGCACGCGUAACAAAAUGGACACCAGGAUCUGCGAGUGGAAUUCUUGUAGCUGGUGGCGGUCCUUUUAAUGAUUAUUUUGAUGGGCUUGUGGAUAGUAUGGGUCAGCCAGGUGGAAUGUUUAUUGAACCUCAAUCAAUGUUUAUUUGGAUUGCUGAUACAAACAAUAGCAGAAUUGUCAAAUGGGUAAAUUCAUCAACAGCAUUAACAGUCUGUGGUAGUUAUGGUUCGAAUUCCAAUCAAUUUAUUAAUCCAAAAGGAAUAUUCAUUGAUACAGCUGCUAACAAUACACUUUAUGUGGUAGAUAGUGGAAACCACAGGGUACAAAUGUGGCUUCCAGGUGCAACUAGUGGAAAAACGGUAGCUGGAAUAACAGGUUAUUAUGGUACUGGACUUAACCAGCUGUGGAAUCCAUUAGCAAUAGUUGUCGAUAGUAACCAGAAUAUGUAUAUUGCAGACGUCACCAACGCUCGAAUUCUCCAAUGGAAAGUAGGUGCAAGUUUUGGGGUGAACAUUGAAGGAAUAACAGCAUAUGGUACAUCUAGUAUCACCUUCGAUCCGAAUGGAUCACUUUUUUUUGCUGAUACUUACAAUAAUCGCGUAUUAAGAUAUACUGUUUCUUGUCUGCCUAUUAUGACUUCAAAUUGUCCAAUGACUGUUUGGGCACAGAAUGCAACAACAAUUGCUGGUUCACCUAAUGGUAUCCAAGGUUUCACUUCAACAUUGUUCAAUAAUCUAGUAGGCAUCAUGGUUGGUAAAAAUGAUUCGAUUUAUGCCAUAGAUUGGGGUACAUACUAUCGUAUGCAACUUUUUUAUCCAGGUAGUCAAUCAGGAAUAACAAUCUUUAACGCCACCUUUGGUUCAGAUCUCAAUCAGCUCUAUGACGUCUCCGCUCUGAACAUAGAUGUGAGUGGUAAUAUCUACAUACUUGACUACUACUACGAUCGUGUUACAAAAUGGGCUCCAGGAGCAUCAACGGGUAUACUUGUAGCCGGUGGUAACGGACAGGGCACUUCUCUCAACCAACUAAAUACUCCUUACGACUUAUUCGUUGAACCAAAUACAUCCUAUAUUUGGAUAGCUGAUUAUUACAAUUGUCGAAUUGUCAAAUGGAUGAAUACAUCGACUGGGACACUUGUUGCAGGAGGAAAUAACUGUGGUAUACAAGCUAAUCAAUUUAAUGGUCCAACCGGAUUAUUCAUUGACAUAUCUGAUUCGAAUACAUUUUAUGUAGCAGACUACGGUAAUCAUAGGAUCCAAAAAUGGCUUUAUGGAGCAAGCAAUGGAACAACAGUUGCCGGACAAUCAUCGGGUGUAUCUGGUAGUGCACUGAAUCAACUUAAUAAACCAUUUCAUUUGACUAUGGACACGAAUAAAUCAUUAUACAUUGCGGACUAUGGAAAUAAUCGAAUCGUUUUAUGGUUAUUAGGAGCUACCUCGGGCAUACUCAUUGCUGGUUCAGGUAUUGCUGGAGUAUUACCAUCUCAAUUAUAUAAGCCUUACAGUGUCGGACUUGAUUCAACUGGAGCACUUAUUGUCAAUGAUUACGGUAACAAUCGGAUUCAAAGAUUUCCUGUUCUUUGCUCACCAAAUACGAUAUCAUCAUCAUCAACAUCAUCAGUAUUGACCAACUCAACAUCAAUCGCUGCUACAUUACAAAACACAACAAUUACUGUUCCACUUACUACUAAUAGUCUUACAACAUCAACAAAUAACCCAACAAUUAUACAAUCAGCUUCAACAUCAAUCACAAAUUCAGUUACAGUAUUAGCAACAGUUUCAUCGUUAGCAACAGUUACAUCAUCAACAAAAGUUUCAACGUCAGCAAUAGUUACACCCUCAACAACAAUUUCAACGUCAACACUGGUCACAACAUCACAAAUGAGUAGUUCAACUAAUACAAUAACAAAAUUAUCAUCAACAAUGCCUUCAAGUUCUCAAUCAUCAAAUCAUUCAUUUGCAAUUCGUAAUUUGAAUUCAAAAUUAUUAGUAUUAUCAUUUUGUUUCAUUAUGAUUUUUAUCAACAAUUAA
Messenger RNA from Adineta steineri, 2319 nucleotides. NCBI's taxonomy places the organism in Eukaryota, Metazoa, Rotifera, Eurotatoria, Adinetida, Adinetidae. The record is from the annotation of a GenBank genome assembly.